Molecule: messenger RNA, 1545 nt
Organism: Coffea arabica (coffee)
Lineage: Eukaryota; Viridiplantae; Streptophyta; Magnoliopsida; Gentianales; Rubiaceae
Source: RefSeq, a predicted model, not a curated record
UACGGGUCUCCCAGACGAUAGCUUACCCAACAAUUUCCGCAAAUCCUAGUUCAAAGCUCAAUACUCAACAUUUUGCUGAUCUGCUAGAUAUAAAUAUUACCUGAAAGAGUUGGAAAAGUAGAUUGAUCAAUGCAUUAUCUAGACGAGAAGCUAAGUUUCAGUGGCAUAUGAUAAAGGCAAAUACCUUUUAUCUCCCUGGAUCGGAGCCAUUUCCAAACUUCUUUAGUUGCAGGUUAAGGAGCUUCAGGAUUUCGGCAAUGGCGCCGCCGGUGCUUGCAUUGGCUCUACCGUCUGAAACUGGCAGAGUCCUUAGUAUACAGUCUCACACGGUUCAGGGGUAUGUAGGCAACAAAUCAGCCGUAUUUGCUCUCCAACUAUUGGGCUAUGAUGUGGACCCCAUCAAUUCCGUGCAGUUCUCGAAUCACACAGGAUACCCAACUUUUAAGGGGCAGGUUUUAAAUGGAGAUCAACUAUGGGACUUAAUAGAAGGUCUUGAAGCCAAUGAUUUGUUAUACUAUACACAUUUAUUGACAGGUUAUAUUGGUUCUGUCUCAUUCCUGAACACUGUGCUUAAAGUUGUCGAUAAGCUCCGGGCAAUCAACCCCGGACUUACAUAUGAGGGUGGCUUCUUUAGAUUAUCUAUUCUUUCACUAGCGUAUACAAUUUGCUAUAAGUGGAAUCUUCUGUCAGUCUGUGAUCCAGUGAUGGGUGAUGAAGGAAAGCUUUAUGUCCCUCAAGAGCUGGUCUCAGUGUAUCGUGAGAAGGUUGUUCCUGUUGCUUCAAUGUUGACACCUAAUCAGUUUGAAGCAGAACUUUUGACUGGCAUCAGGAUUGUAUCCGAACAAGAUGGACGUGAAGCUUGUAAUAGACUACACGCUGCUGGACCCCCAAAGGUUGUGAUAACAAGCAUGAACAUGAAUGGGAAUCUUAUUCUUAUUGGCAGUCAUAGAAAAGAGAAGGCCCUGCCUCCUGAGCAGUUCAAGAUUGCGAUACCCAAAAUUCCUGCAUAUUUCACGGGAACUGGAGAUCUAAUGACUGCAUUGUUACUUGGAUGGAGCAAUAGGUACCCUGACAAUCUUGAGAAAGCAGCAGAGUUGGCUGUAUCAAGCUUACAGGCACUUCUUGUGAGAACAUUAAAUGAUUAUCGAAGGGCUGGAUAUGAUUGCCAAUCAAGCAGUUUGGAGAUUCGGUUAAUUCAGAGUCAAGAUGACAUUCGGAACCCAGAAGCCAAAUACAAGGCAGAAAGAUACAGUUGAAUGGAUGUAAGAAUCGAGCUCUGACCAUUCUGAUGGAUACAGGAGCUAACGAUACCAUGUCAUUGCAGUUAAAAAAAAAAUUUGUAAGCUUGAUAUAUCACAGAAGGAAGGCUUGCCAAACUUGAAUGGCUUAUGCCAACACAAAAAUAAAUGAAGCGUCUAAAAGAUCUUCUGGAAAUAAACAAGAUGGAACAUUACCUGUCAAUGUGAACAACUCGAGAACAUGGAAUCUUCUUCUUUUGAUUGUCUAAAUGAGUUUCCAGCGGGAUCUCUGACUGGGUUUUGUGGC